Penicillium waksmanii is the source of this 1224-nucleotide messenger RNA. RefSeq lists its product as uncharacterized. Gene Ontology annotation, molecular function: carbohydrate:proton symporter activity. The transcript is spliced from 5 exons. NCBI's taxonomy places the organism in Eukaryota, Fungi, Ascomycota, Eurotiomycetes, Eurotiales, Aspergillaceae. The record is from RefSeq and is a predicted model, not a curated record. Gene Ontology annotation, cellular component: membrane. Bases 1 to 1224 code for a protein of 407 amino acids. Gene Ontology annotation, biological process: transmembrane transport; carbohydrate transport.
AUGCCGCUCGGUCGGCGGAACUGUAUUAUCAUCGGUAAUAUCCUGAUCACGAUAGGGGGUGUCAUACAGGCGGCAUCCUAUUCCGUCCCACAAAUUAUUGUCGCCCGUGUGCUUUGCUCUGAAAUGAGCAUUGAAGCUCGAGAGCGAGGUCCAGAAGUAGCAAUUAACUGCUCGGCUUUAUUGCUAGGAGUAGCCCUCUCAUACUGGGUCAGUUUCGGCUUUACACGAAUGACAAACCAGAUUUCUUGGAGAUUGCCUAUUGCAAUGCAGUCUAUAUUCUCCAUCCUUUCCGGUACCAGCAUGUUCUUCCUUCCAGACACCCCUAGGUGGUACUAUAUGCGCGAUCGCAUAGAGGAGGGAGAUAAAACUCUAUCACGACUAUACGGUGUAUACCGAAAAGGAAUGCCGAGCUAUGGUGAUAUUCCAGAGAUUCAAGAUAUGAAAUCAACCAUCCUGGUCAGCCUUAGGGUUGAAGAAGAAUCGGAAAACAAGCUCACGUUCUUGAGUAUCAUCUGGGACAACACCCCUCUCCGAGUUGGCCGGCGCAUCCGUAUCUCCUUCAUCAUCCUGGGAAUCCAGCAGUCGAUGGGAAUCAAUAUCAUGGUUUAUUACAUGACUCGGAUUUUCUCGGAAGUUGGCCUUUCCAGCUUUAUGGCCUCUCUUAUUGCCGCACUGGCGUUGACAGUGCAGUGGAUGGGCUCAUGGGUUUGUAUUCCUACAAUAGAGCGCAUCGGGCGGCGGAGAAUUAUGAUGUUGACGGGGUCGGUUCAGACAUUUUGCCUGCUGAUUUUUGUGGUAUUGAAUAUGAUUGAGAACAAAACAGAUGCUACGCGCUGGGCAGCUGCGAUGAUCCUAUUCCCCUAUUUAUUCUUCUAUGGAUGGGGAUGGGUCGGGUGCCCCUGGCUUUAUGGACCCGAGAUUGCACCUUUGAGGUACCGCCACAUUGGCUCCGCAGCCGGACUCCUGGGCGUAUGGGUAUUUACGUUCAUCACGGUCUUCGCUGGCGGAAUUGCGUUGAAGACGGUGGGAGCCCGGAUCUGGAUCUGGCCACUGAUUUUCAACGUCAUCGCGGUCAUUUUUGUUUACUUUAUGUGUCCGGAUCCUACUGGAAAGACGCUUGAAGAAAUUGACCAGCUGUUUGCUAAAGAUGGCGCGCUGCUGGACCGUCUCAGCCAAUCAGAUACCGAAAAGGAAUGUGUGCAUGAGGUGGAGAACAGCGCAUGA